Rhipicephalus microplus (southern cattle tick) is the source of this 1553-nucleotide messenger RNA. RefSeq lists its product as uncharacterized. Lineage: Eukaryota; Metazoa; Arthropoda; Arachnida; Ixodida; Ixodidae. The record is from RefSeq and is a predicted model, not a curated record.
GCCAAGACAGAAAUGCUGCUACAUGCUGCGCCAAAUGGCAGUUUUUCGCGUAUAUUGCGCCAUGCCUGCGCCGAGGCCAACGUUUUGUGACGCUCGCCACCACGGCCAAUGGUUCCGAAACCGAAACAGUGCCGAAAAAGCAGCCAAGCCAAGCCUAUCUUCAGCCACUGCUAGCCGUGUGCGAAGCGUUGGCUAGUGGCCAGAGAACGUCGCACCAGUCACACGUGCUGGGCGCAUUGGCCGUUCCGGCAGGCAACGAAAUGGCUUUUACGAGGAAAGGUCGUCAAAGCAAGUUUAAUAACCAAGUGCUCAAUGAGAUUGAUUCCAACAGUGACAUCAUCUCUGUUUGGUGCAGACAAGGGAUAAAACAAGAAGAAGCAUUCUGCACCAUCUGCAACACUAUCAUAAACUGUGCACAGCAUGGUGUAGCGGCUGUCAAGCGUCAUGCUGCCAAUAAGAGUCACGUUGAGUUGUGCACUCAACAUAGAGAUGCUUCUGGUGUUCUAAAGAAGCCUGCUACUAAGCAAGUUCAGCUGGAAUCAUGCUUUGCAACUGGGCCAUGGCUUUCGGAGGCAGACCGUGAUGCUCGAGCAGAUACUUAUUUUGCGCUUGGAGUGGCGUUGUCUGGGAUCCCUUAUACAUACGGGGAUGUAGCAACGAAGAUGAUGCCGUUGAUGUUUCCAGACUCUAAAAUAGCCAAGGAGUUCCAGUGUAGUAGGAAGAAGCUAUCAUACAUAAUUUCAGAUGGCCUAGGUCCAUAUUUUAAGAAGGCAGUCACAGAUGAACUGAACAGGCCACACACAUAUUACACAAUUCAGAUCGACGAAACACCGCUCCCAGAGCAACGCUGCCAACAGCUGGGGUGAUGGCCAGAUAUUUUUCUGAUACACAGAAGGGUGUUGUUGUUGAGCAUUUGCGCUCUUAUCACUUGGGCUCUGCAACAACAGAAAUCUUGCUGGCACAUGUCAAAGAAGCCCUGCAAGAUUUGCCUGCAAGGAACAUGCUCUGCUUUUACAGUGACAGGCCCAACGUCAUGCGAAGUUUGAAAAAACGUUUGAAAGAAGAUGUGAAUCCAGCUUUGCUGGACAUUGGUGAAUGUAGUUUGCACAAGGUGCAUAAUGCAUUUGAAAAAGGUCUCGAAGCAUUUGGUGAUACUGUAGAAACAACGUUGCUUGACAUAUAUCACUUUUUCAAAAAUUCAGCCGUACAAAGUGCUACGCUGAAGGCAACACAGAGAUUCCUAGGCUUGCCUGAAAAUGUCCUUCUGCGGCAUGUGAGCUCGCGAUGGCUGACGCUGAGUUCAGCUUUGGAUCGAUUUAUCCAGCAACAUGAAGCUGUCAAGGAAACAGUUCUGGGUGCCCAACAAAAAAGUCGAGCGGGUGGCAAUAUUUAUAGGCGUCUGAAAGAAAAUCUGAUGAAAAAGGAUCUACUUCCCAAGGCAAUCUUUCUUCGAAAUGUCGCAGAUGUGUUUGUUGAGUUCUUGACGUUAUUUCAACGACGGGAGCCACUCCUCCAUAUAUUGUAUGAAGAAAUGGUGAAGCUUGUGAAAAGAA